AAUGAAUGGUAAAAAUUCGAUAUCAAGAUCUGUAGCUGAACACUAUAAUGGAAUUAAAGAAAUUGGCUUGCAAAAGAGAACGGAAACGCGAAUUUAUUAUCUGCGAAACUUUAAUAAUUGGAUAAAAUCUUGUUUGAUUUCGCAUACCGUUAAAAGUUUUCAGCCGAAGCAAGAUAAUAAAGAAAGAUUUGAGUCAUCGACAAAGGAUUGUUUGAAACGAAAGUCUGAACCAGAAUUGGGAGAACAAGCAGAACCCGCCAAAAAAGGAGCAUGGGCCAGCCAGUCUUCCAGUGAUCACUCUAAUGGGUCCCAGAAUCUGACUGUCCUUGAUUUGUGCUGCGGUAAAGGCGGAGAUUUGUUGAAAUGGUCUAGUUGUGAUAUUUCAGUUCGACUGCUAGUUGGAGUGGACAUUGCUGCUGUUUCAAUAGAUCAGUGUCGUGAAAGAUGGGGACGAAACAGAAAGAGUCAGAACUUAGAAGCCAAAUUCUUCACGUUGGAUUGCACGAAAGAGUUGUGCUCGUCACUAGAAAAUUUUCCGACCGACGAAAAUUUUGACAUCAGCAGCUGUCAGUUUUCAAUACACUACGGAUUCGAGUCAGAAACCCAAGCUAAAACAAUCAUGCGCAACGCAUGCGAGAAGGUCAGAGUUGGAGGCUACUUCAUAGGAACUACUUUAAAUAAUCGAGAGUUAAUCAGAAGACUAAAAAUAGCCCAGAGGAAAGACCCAAAUGCGUGCAGUUUUGGCAACGAAGUUUAUCAAAUUAGUUUCGAUGAUUCCAAAAGUUUUCCAGCUUAUGGGUGCAAAUAUCAUUUUCAACUAGACGGUGUUGUAAAUUGUCCAGAAUUUCUCUGUGACAUUGAUUUGUUGUCCAAGUUGGCGGCGGAAUUCGGAUUUCAACUUGAAGAAACCUUCUCCUUCCGCGAAGCUUUUGAAAACUUCAAAAAUGCUCCAAGAUGUAAAAAUCUGCUGUCAAUAAUAAAUGCAUUGGAACCCUACACGCCAAGAUCGUGGAAUUUAUCCUCGAAGAACCCAAACGAUUAUGACCAUGCGCAGACUUAUUUCGACGAGUGUCUGAGAAAGAAAAAAGAAUCCAGAAGUCAUGAAAGGUUUUCGAUUGGAACUAUUUCAAAAAGCGAAUGGGAGGCUAUUUCAGUGUACAAUUGCUUCAUUUUUAAACGAGUCUCACAGCAGGCGAUUCAGUUUGACUUCGAGUAUGACGAGGCUAAAAUAGUGAAAGUGAUUGAAGCGGAACUUGACGAUGUUUCGCAGCUACAGCCGCCCUUGGUCGAUGAUUACUAUCCACGCAAGCUGAACUACGCUCAUCGCAAGUAAAUUUAAUUGUGUGGCUCUUUGAUUUUUCUAAAUGAAGAUGUGAUGUGAUUUAUUUAAAUAUUCGUUGUUAGUAAUUUAUGAAUAACAAA
Molecule: messenger RNA, 1422 nt
Organism: Symsagittifera roscoffensis
Lineage: Eukaryota; Metazoa; Xenacoelomorpha; Acoela; Convolutidae
Product: mRNA cap guanine-N7 methyltransferase-like
Exons: 2
Coding region: 2-1333 (443 amino acids)
Biological process (GO): 7-methylguanosine mRNA capping
Cellular component (GO): nucleus
Molecular function (GO): mRNA 5'-cap (guanine-N7-)-methyltransferase activity
Source: RefSeq, a predicted model, not a curated record